Scleropages formosus (Asian bonytongue) is the source of this 4334-nucleotide messenger RNA. It is a transcript of the gene cacng2b, whose product is annotated as calcium channel, voltage-dependent, gamma subunit 2b. Gene Ontology annotation, molecular function: DNA binding; DNA-binding transcription factor activity; channel regulator activity. Lineage: Eukaryota; Metazoa; Chordata; Actinopteri; Osteoglossiformes; Osteoglossidae. The record is from RefSeq and is a predicted model, not a curated record. The transcript has 4 exons. Gene Ontology annotation, cellular component: voltage-gated calcium channel complex; AMPA glutamate receptor complex; postsynaptic density membrane. The coding region runs from base 1842 to 2828 and encodes 328 amino acids. Gene Ontology annotation, biological process: calcium ion transmembrane transport; neurotransmitter receptor internalization; positive regulation of synaptic transmission, glutamatergic.
UGAGGGGGGGGGGACGUCAGCCGUGUCGCUCCUAGACUCAUUUACUCAGUAUAGAAUAUAGAGUAUAGAAUAUUGAACAUCGGCCCGUGUCUCUGCGCCCCUCGGUGGGGUCGCCUGCGCUCGGCGUCGCGCGCCGUGGAUCUGUGCUGCUGUUGCUGCUGCUGUCACUGUGCGCGCGCUCGCGCCCGCGCCGAGCCUCCCACCAGCGGCCCCCUCCCGAGGCGCGGAGCCGACAAGGAGACGCUCACACGCGGAUUGCUGCAUCCCGGGCUUCCUUUUUUCAGUCGAGCUCAUUUUCGUUCUGCCCCCUUCAUUUUUAUUGGCAAUAAUUAACUGACCAUCAGCGGGUCUUACAUGGCGCGAGGGCUUCGCGAGCGGCUCUCUUCUCCUGCUUCUGGUUGUGGCUCCGGCUCCGGGUGUGAUUUGGAUCCUCGAGCAGCAGCAGCAGCAUCCUCCUCAUCGUCCUGCUCUGCAUCAUCCGGCCCGGCGCGGAGCGCUCACGGUCCCUGCGCGCUCUUCUGCCUUCCUCCUCCUCCUCCUCCUCCUCCUCUGCUCCUGCGUGUCCAGUGAUGCUCGGCUCGUCCUGCCGGACCCUCCCGGCUCCCCUCAGCUCGAGCGCAAAACCCCCUUUCCGGCGGAGACCCCCUGCGAUCUAGAGCCCACAUAUGGAAACUGGAGAUCAGAAUUUCAGGAAAAAGGAAAACUAGGGAACCCUAGGGUUCUCAUUUUUCAUUUAUUUCCGCUACUUCAUUCACCCGUUUAUUUCCACUAUUUGCCGCGCUCGACGGAGCGAACCUUUCCGUUAUUUCAUUUAUUACGCUUAUUUAUUUGACAGUCUUAGUGAUCUGUUGGUCUGCUGUAUUUGUUAUUAAUUUUGUAAUGUUUUAACCCAAACGCCCCCCCCCCCCCAAACCCGUCCCGCGUCUCUCCGUCUUCCCCUUAAUUAUACAGACAGAUAUGUGUAAAUAUACAGAUUAAUAGAAACACUGAGAUAUGCAUGGGUUGCAUAACUUAGGGUAGGAAUAAGCGGAAAACAAAAGAUUUAGGCGCACAGGUGAAGGUAAAGUAAUAUAACCUAUUGUGAUGUUAUAUAUAUACACCUUAUUAUUUACUUGGUAAAAUUGAUGCUCUUACAAGAAAUGUGUGGUCUGGAUGAGGCUUCCAUCCGUGCAGCCUGAGACCCCCCCCCCCUCAACUUCUCCGGUUCCGGCUGUGUGUUUAAGUCAACAGUAAACGACACACAUGUCCGCGCGCACAUAGAGAUCGCACGCAACACGCCAGCGCCGAGACACGUGCUGCUCCCGAAAACUGAUGAUUAACCGAUGCUCCGCGCGCCAAAAGACCAGCGCUCAUUACCCAAAAGAGCGUUUACCUUUAUUAAUAUCGCUUAAUCAAUUAAAUUGCAUUAGGCCCUCGGUGUGAUUAUUCUAUAAUAUAGCUUUGAUCUUUUGAUUGGCUGAACAGUACGGCGCUGACAUUUUUUGACAGUAGGGACACUUGUAGACGUAGGCUACGGGUACUUGUUCAUUGAUUAGCUCUGCUGCCCCUCUGAUACCGAUAAUCGGGGUGAUUUAUCUAGUAAAGUCUAGUAAAAGCAGGCAGCAAUCGGUGCCCCUGUGUUUCCACUUUAUCCGCUCAUCUCGCUCACCUCCACGCCGUUAUUUCUCCUGCUCUUCCGCCGGUACUCGAACCCAACCAUACGGUUCGUGGGGCGGCCACCCUCCCCCUCCCCGCGCCCCCCCGGUCUGCAGAAGACCCCCCGGUUUUUCUCCCUGGUUUGGUCCCGCAAAUUUACAAAUAUUUAUUUCCUGUACGUGAAGAGGAAGGGGGGUCCCCCUUUCAUGGAAUGCGGCAACAUGGGCGUGUUUGACCGCGGAGUGCAGAUGCUGCUGACCACGGUGGGCGCGUUCGCCGCCUUCAGCCUCAUGACCAUCGCCGUGGGCACGGACUACUGGCUGUACUCGCGCGGCGUGUGCAAGAUCAAGACCGCGAGCGAGAACGAGACGAGCAAGAAGAACGAGGAGGUCAUGACCCACUCGGGACUGUGGAGGACGUGCUGCCUGGAAGGCAACUUCAAAGGGAUGUGCAAACAGAUAGACCACUUUCCCGAAGACACAGAUUACGAAGCUGAUGCCAGCGAGUAUUUCUUGCGUGCGGUGCGAGCCUCCAGCAUCUUCCCCAUCCUUAGCGUCAUCCUGCUCUUCAUGGGGGGCCUGUGCAUCGCCGCCAGUGAGUUCUACAAGUCUCGCCACAACAUCAUACUCAGCUCUGGCAUCUUCUUCGUGUCGGCAGGCCUCAGCAACAUCAUUGGGAUCAUCGUGUACAUAUCAGCCAAUGCGGGGGACCCCUCCAAGAGCGACUCCAAGAAGAACAGCUACUCAUACGGCUGGAGCUUCUACUUUGGUGCACUGUCCUUCAUCAUCGCUGAGAUGGUGGGUGUGUUGGCCGUGCACAUGUUCAUUGACCGGCACCGGCAACUCCGGCUCGGCGCCCGGGCCGCAGACUAUCUGCAGAGCUCAGCCAUCACGCGUAUCCCCAGCUACCGCUACCGCUACCGCCGCCGCUCGCGCUCUAGCUCCCGUUCCACGGAGCCAUCGCAGUCCCGUGACGCUUCGCCCGUGGGCCUCAAGGGCUUCAACACGCUGCCCUCCACCGAGAUCUCCAUGUACACCCUCACACGGGACCCCCUCAAGGCCUCGGCCACCCCAACCGCCACCUACAAUUCUGAGAGGGACCACAACUUCCUGCAGGUGCACAACUGCAUCCAGAAGGACCUCAAGGACUCGUCCCACACCAACACAGCGAACCGACGCACAACCCCGGUAUGAGACAGUUCCCGGCUGGAAAAGAUGGCGGGGGGCGUCGGCCUGGGGUCGCCGAGUAAGGGGUGCGUAGGACUGAGGAGGAGAUGCAAGAGGAGCCCCGUAUUCCAGAAAUAAGUUGAUAUACCAGUUCUCAUGUCAAAAAAAAAAAACCACUAAAAAAAUUUAAAUGCAUGAUUUUUCCCAACUACUGUUAUUUAAAAAGAGUUUUAAAAAAUGUUUGUAAAGACAUGAACUGGAGUGUUAUUGGGCUGAAUGGGGGAAGAGCUGGUGGGGCAACGAGAACGGGCUCAGCGAGGAGGUGGGGGAGGGCAGCUUGUAUGUUUUGAUCACAUUUUUUCGCGCGCUUCUCCCCAGUUUGGGAGUUUACAAGCUUUUGGGGUCUACAAGCUCCGCCCUCCUCCCACCUCCACCCCUCCACCCCUCCACCCCUCCACCCCUUCCACUUCGCUCUUUAGUUUAUUGUAUUUAUCAGUUUCUUUCUUUUUUCGCAUUGAAACUGUGAACCACCGUGGCUAUGGAUUGGAAACGGUGUAACUGAAACCCUCGACUUCUACAAAGUAUAUAUCUCUAUUAAUUUUAUAUUUGAAUAUAUAUAUGUAUAUGUAUAUACAUAUAUAUAUAUAUAUAAUAUAGUAAAUAUGUUAAUAUAUGACAGAUAGGCUUUCUUGACUCAACAGAACAAACAUUUGUGCAAACACAAGUGUAAAAGACUCCUUAAUGCCACCUGCUUUCCUGCUUUGAGGACAGGAGAGGGGAAAUGCAGGUAACUCCGCUGAGACAAAGCAGAUGGUGAACUGUUAGACAAAUUCUAUUCUUUUAAACAAAACCUUCUCGUCUUUUUCUGGGACCCUGUUCACUUUCUUUUUUCUUGGCCCCUACUGAAGCAGGGGACCGGAAGCCACCCUCUUUGGACGCCGACAAUAUUUAAAAGAGGCCUAAAUAACACAAAAAGUCGGGUCUGGAAAAAGAAAUAAAAAAAGAAAGGAGAGCGGGGAGGAAAAGAAGAGGAUGCAAAACACAAAACAAGAAGUCUGAGAUUUAUUAAGAUAAACAGAAACUAAGUGACUAAUAAAUUUACAUGCAUGCUAAAAAUUACAGCAAAUCUACUCUUGAGAAACUUACGUUUUAAAGGUUAUUGGUCAUUAUAAGGGACAAACCGGUGACAAUGCAAAAAUCCAAAUGUUUAUGUUCUUUUUUGUCAGCAAUUGUUUUUAUGUCUGUUUUUUAUGUUUUAUGUUUUUUUAGAGGGGAUUUUGUUUUUCUGCUUUGGAUGAAACAAUCAAAACAAACUGCGACAAACAAAUUGCCUUUUUUACAUUUUUAUUUCUUUAUAUAUCUCUGUAUGUAUGUAUUUCAUUUUUAAAUUUCACACAGCCUUAGCCAUACUUUUUUCUGCUCUCAGUUGUGUUGUGUUGUCUUAAAACGAAGCAAAAGUUAUUAAAGGUGCCAAAACCGAAAUGGUCCCAAAACUUGGAUGCAUCCAGACCCCGUGAUGAAUAAAACUGGAAC